AUGAAGGAAUACCACACAUUUGCCAAGCUGAAAACACAUCUCCUGCAGGUGACAGCGUGUCGCCAUAUCUUACAAGCCAAUCGACAUCGAUGGCAGCCCAUGCCCGGAGCUGGUUCUCAACUCAAUGCGACAAUGGAAGCUGCCCAUGAUGGACUCCUGCCACCAUUGAAGGUGCAAGGCCCGCUCCUUGAACAACCUCAUGGAAGAGCAGAUGAGGACUUUGACCAGGAUCUCUUGGAGAAGAUCUUCCUGGACAUUGUGGACGCCACGACCAUUGCCGAGUGCGAGAGAUUAAUCAGGGCAGCGGCUAGAGCGAAGGCUUUGUCAUGGUCGCUCUUUCAGGCGACCUUGGAAAGGUUUCUGGAGAUUUUCACAGAUGAAGAUGCGGCAGUUUUACAGGUUCCAGGUGAGGAGAUCCGACAGCUCCUUCGCACUUUGAAACUUCCUCAGGCAUGGGAUUUUCUGACAUCAGAAGGACGCAGCAAAACCUCCCCGUGGCACCAAGAGAUCGCCGCUUUGGAACAGCAUUGUCUGCACGAGAUCGAAGGCCAAGGGGGGCGCCACAUACCCUCCGGAGCUCAUGAUGACCAUCGACGCAGCCCUGGUCCGCGCGUUGUGCGCACCUUGGAGGAGAUAUGGGGACUUUGCUCACUCUCCUUGCGCGAGCUCAGCCAGGUCACCAUCGGGAAUAUCCUCAUGGGUUUUCAAUUGGUUGCUAUGGCAGCUUUGGCGUGCACGGGAGGCAUUGCAGCCGUUGAGCACCCGGCGGAGUCGCCCAACCCGGAUGAUGCUUCCAUCUGGCGCACGCCGAUCAUGCAGCUACUGCUCUCGCUUCCUGAGUGCGAAUCCAUCACCCUGGCACAAGGACUAUGGGGAGCGCAGUCGUCAAAGCCAACGACUUUAGGUGUGCUGAAUGCCCCGCAGCUUAAGCAAGAGCUGCAUAGUGGGCGCAUCACCAGCGAGUUACCAAAAGGUAGCUCGAUUGGAAAAGACGCCUCGGGCCAGUGGGCAACUGCCCGUCUCAAAGAGUAUCCUCCCGGCUUGUGCUUAGCCCUGGCCAGAGGUUUCCUUAGAGCCUUAGGUGAUCUUCCCAUCGACCCUGAUUUACAGGUCUCCCGGCGUCAUCGUGACAUCUUUGACCCAUUAGUGUGUUCCACUUACGGACAAACCUAUGGGCCGGACUUUGCCGGUUGA
This is a messenger RNA of Cladocopium goreaui, 1194 nucleotides long. Lineage: Eukaryota; Dinophyceae; Suessiales; Symbiodiniaceae. The record is from the annotation of a GenBank genome assembly.